Molecule: messenger RNA, 545 nt
Organism: Saccostrea cuccullata (small rock oyster)
Lineage: Eukaryota; Metazoa; Mollusca; Bivalvia; Ostreida; Ostreidae
Product: dedicator of cytokinesis protein 4-like
Exons: 5
Coding region: 171-545 (124 amino acids)
Biological process (GO): small GTPase-mediated signal transduction
Cellular component (GO): cytoplasm; plasma membrane
Molecular function (GO): guanyl-nucleotide exchange factor activity; small GTPase binding
Source: RefSeq, a predicted model, not a curated record
AAACAUUGAGAUAAAAUGGUGAAAUUUUUCCACAGAUUGUUGGAUAAAGUUGAGAAGGAACCCGAGCUGAAGGAGAAUGGCCGACAGUUUGUCCUGUCUGUCACCAACCUACUGGAGAGGCUGCUGGACUAUAGGCAAGUUUGUGGAGGGAGGACUACAAGAGCAGUCACAUGAAAUGUACCUUCAAUAUACUGAAUUUUUACAAGGACAACACAAACAAAGAAGAGAUGUACAUUCGGUACAUUAAGAAGCUGUAUGACCUUCACCUUGCUGCCCAGAAUUACGUGGAGGCGGGGCUGACCCUGAAGCUGUACGCCCAGCUGUUACAGUGGAGGGACACGAUGAGGAAGGAGGAGCUAGACUACCCCAACCAACCAGAGUGGGAGAGGAAGGAGAGGGUCUACCUACAAAUCAUGGACUGCUUCGACAAGGGCAAGGUUUGGGAGUAUGGUAUUCCUUUGUGUAAAGAGUUGGCAGAGGUCUACGAGAAAAAGUUUGAUUACAGGAAGCUGAGUAAUGUUCUGGCAAUUAAAGAUAAAAUGUAA